Daldinia childiae is the source of this 573-nucleotide messenger RNA. Its product is annotated as Conserved oligomeric Golgi complex subunit 6. NCBI's taxonomy places the organism in Eukaryota, Fungi, Ascomycota, Sordariomycetes, Xylariales, Hypoxylaceae. The record is from RefSeq and is a predicted model, not a curated record. Gene Ontology annotation, biological process: intra-Golgi vesicle-mediated transport. Bases 1 to 573 code for a protein of 190 amino acids. Gene Ontology annotation, cellular component: COG complex. The transcript has a single exon.
AUGGCCAAGAACAUUUCCGCGCCAUCCAACUCUAUAUUCCUCAUAAACUGUCUCCUCGCCGCUCAGACCGCCUUCCAGCCCUUCCAAUCCUUCACACGCACCCGUCUCGAAGGUCUACGCUCCACAAUCGCCGAUCACAGCGCCCGCCUCGUCGAGAGCCAAUACGCCUUUUUCCGCGCCGAAUCUUCUCUCGAGCCCCUAUUCACAGUCCUAUCACCCCUAAGCGACGCACGUUCCUCCGACGUAGCCACGCUCCCCUCUCUCCCGGAGCUUCGACCAGAAGCCCUAGCGCGCGCAGCCCAGGGCCUAGACGACUUCCUACCGUCGGCCGUCAUGGACGCGUUGGAGAACGUCAAGAACCUCCACGACGCGCGGCUGGCGCGCGAGAUUACGGAGGAGGCGGCGGAUCGGUUCUGUGCUGACUUUGAGCAUGUCGAGGAGUUGCUUGUUGCGGCGGACGAGGCGGUCGAGGAACGAAGGGCAAGGGGUGAUGGUGGGGGUGGAGAGGAGAGAGUGGGGUUGAGGGCGAUGUUCCCGAGGACGACGGGGGAGAUUAGGGUUUUGUUGUCUUGA